AUGGCGGAACUAAUGAGAGGCCUUCUCCACUCGGCGUGCCAGGUCCUCGGCGGCGCCGGAUGCAAGACCGAUGACGCUAACAGGACUCCGCCGGCGGAAACAGGGUUCAGGAUGCCGCUCCACUACCCGAGGUACAGCAAGCGGGACUACGAAUCGAUGGAAGAAUGGAGGCUGGAUCUGCUGUUGUCGCAGUACGGUCUCCGAUUCGACGGCACCGUGGAGGAGAAGCGUGCCUACGCCAUCGGCGCAUUCCUCUGGCCCGACCAGUACUGA
Molecule: messenger RNA, 273 nt
Organism: Linum tenue
Lineage: Eukaryota; Viridiplantae; Streptophyta; Magnoliopsida; Malpighiales; Linaceae
Source: the annotation of a GenBank genome assembly